AUGACAAUUGUCAGCGCUCCGGUGGAUAGCGUGGAAAUUCCGGAAGAAAAGUUUAAAAAAAGAGUAAAAGAAAUUGCCCAAGAAUGUAAGACAUAUCUUGCUUGUGAUAGAGAAAGAAAAUGUCAUAAAGCAGGAACAAGUACCAAUUUGCAGCAAGACAAAGAAAACAUUAAUGAAAAUAAGGAGACUAUCACAGCUACAUCUCAAAAUAAUGAUAUCAUAGAAAUAAGUGUUGAAACACAACACUAA
Molecule: messenger RNA, 249 nt
Organism: Cetraspora pellucida
Lineage: Eukaryota; Fungi; Glomeromycota; Glomeromycetes; Diversisporales; Gigasporaceae
Source: the annotation of a GenBank genome assembly